AUGGCCCGGCCCCGGUCCGAGGAGGCCCCGGCGGCGGCGGGCUCGGAGCUCGCUGCGCCCGUGCCCGGUAGGCGGCACUGCUCGGGCUCGCCGCCCCUGGCGCGCCGGCCGCCCGCGCUCUUCGCAGGACCAACGAGGCGGCGGCGGCGGCCUCCCUCCCUCCCAGGCUGCACUCGGGCCGCUCCCUCCCCAGCAUGGCAGCGGGACCCAGCCCACGCCCCUAGCGAGCCCCGGCCCGGGCCGCUUCCCCCGAGAGCCACCCAGCGCGGGGCCAUGGCCGAGUGGGCCCCCGCCCAGAUUCAGGAAUGGAACGUCGAGGCGCAACAUCUGCUGCCUUUGCAGCCGCCCCUUGUCCCCGAGCGCGCUCACAUGAGAGAAGCACAGCUCCACACGGCAGAGGCCUCUCUCUGGACUGUGGUGGCUACAGUGCAGGCCAUGGAGCGGAAGAUCGAUCUGCUGGCCACGCGCCUGCUGAGCCUGGAGGGGAGAUCUGGGACGGCCGAGAAGAAAUUAAUAGACUGUGAAAAAACAGCAAUGGAGUUCAAUAACCAGCUGGAGAGUAAGUGGGCCGUGCUGGGAACUCUGAUCCAGGAGUACGGGCUGCUGCAGAGGAGGCUGGAGAACAUGGAGAACCUGCUGAAGAACAGGAACUUCUGGGUCCUGAGACUCCCCCCAGGCACUAAAGGGGAGGUCCCCAAGAUGCCGGUGACGUUCGUCGACGUGGCUGUCUAUUUCUCCGCGGAGGAGUGGAAGAAUUUGGAAGACUGGCAGAAGGAGCUGUACAAUAACCUGGUGAAGGAGAACUAUGAAUCUUUGAGCUCGCUGGACCGGACCCGUUCCAAAGCGGACCCCGAGCCCCGGAUUGAACGAGGGGAAGAGGCUUGUGUCCAAGAGCAGCAGGACUUAAAGGAGAGAGAAAUCCCUCCAGAGCCCUGCACAGAAUCCCUGAUGUCAACGCCCGACAUUCUGUCCCGGAUCAAACAAGAGGAGGGGCCUUUUGUCGGGGAGCAGCAGUUCUCGGAGGAGAGAGGAAUUCCCGCGGACCCCUGCGCAGGAGCAGACGCUCUGAUUUCUGCCCAUGACUUUUUAUCCUGGAUUAAACAAGAGGAAGAGCCCUGUGUCCGGGAUUCGUGGGAGUUGGCUGAAAGAGAGAUCCUCACUGGCCCUGGCCCAGCGAGAGACGGCCCCGCCACCAGAACUCAUGAGCGCCAUAGACCAGACCGAGAAAAUCCCCAUUGCACAGAUGAGGAACUGAGCCUCGGAGAGACGAAUGCCUUGGCCGAGGUGGAUGUGACCGAGCUGGGAAUGAAACCCAGAUCUCCCGAGUGCCAGCCCGGUGCCUGUUCGACCGAGAUCUUAGUAAUCUGCUUAGAGUGGACAAUUGGCGCACACAAGCCCUUCCCAAGCCAGAAACCUUUAUUCGCGCUCCACUGUCUGAUCGCCACGUGA
This is a messenger RNA of Emys orbicularis (European pond turtle), 1449 nucleotides long. Its product is annotated as zinc finger protein 282-like. NCBI's taxonomy places the organism in Eukaryota, Metazoa, Chordata, Testudines, Emydidae. Gene Ontology annotation, biological process: regulation of DNA-templated transcription. The record is from RefSeq and is a predicted model, not a curated record. The transcript has 7 exons. Bases 1 to 1449 code for a protein of 482 amino acids.